This is a messenger RNA of Planococcus citri (citrus mealybug), 2994 nucleotides long. RefSeq names its product aryl hydrocarbon receptor nuclear translocator homolog. Gene Ontology annotation, biological process: regulation of transcription by RNA polymerase II. Gene Ontology annotation, molecular function: RNA polymerase II cis-regulatory region sequence-specific DNA binding; DNA-binding transcription factor activity, RNA polymerase II-specific; protein dimerization activity. Gene Ontology annotation, cellular component: aryl hydrocarbon receptor complex; transcription regulator complex; cytoplasm. The record is from RefSeq and is a predicted model, not a curated record. Bases 623 to 2749 code for a protein of 708 amino acids. The transcript has 13 exons. Lineage: Eukaryota; Metazoa; Arthropoda; Insecta; Hemiptera; Pseudococcidae.
CAGUGAGAUAGGAUUUGUUUCUUCUUUCUUAUGGUACAUGCAGUAUUCGUUCACUUCAUCGGUUGUUGUUAACUAGUUUUGGAUGUUAUUCGUCUGAUAAAGACGUCCUAGGCUACGUUCGCUGGUGACGCUGUCGACGGUAUGAAAAUCGCGUUCGAUUCGAGUUCGCGAGGCAGUAUAAAUGUAGAGGAAAAUGCAUUUCAAUUACUCGAUUAUUAAUUAUUACCGAGUCGAUGUUUUAGUAUUUUUUCGUCGUUUGUUUACUAAUUCGCCGGUUGUGGGACAAUAGCAAUCGAUAUAAUGGUUUUUUAAUUCGUGAUUUUCGUAUAAAUAUCAACUAACGUCAACCUUGGCAGCUAAAACUCAGUGUUCGACGAUCACUCGCGAAGAUAUAUCGUUGAUUUUUUUCUCGAAAUUACAAUUUGCGAAUUAAUAUUAAAAAUGUAGUGUUUUAAAAGUGUACGUACCUACCUAUUUUCGAAGCUCGUUGAUCGUGUAUUAAAUGGUUACCGUAAUUUUACGUAUGUAUCGAAUAACUCGUCGUCGGAUAUUAUAGCUCGCGUUACGUAUACCUAUCUAUUUGGGUAAAUACAUCGAAAUGAAAUAAUAAAAGUGUGUAAUUAUGUAUACUUAUGCUGGCGGAUUAACUGGGCCAUCGAGCCCUCCUCAUUAUGUCGGCUUUACCGGUGGUCCGGCCGCGUAUAUGCCUCCUCAUGCAGGCGCAGUACCUACUCCUCAUCAAAUGAUGACAACACCUUUGGUGCCUAACGUUUUACCCACCGGAUCGUUACCGUGUCCUAACUCAAAUGCUUCAAUUACCCCAUUACCUAUGUCACCUCAUGCUAAAAGAAAAAAAUCGGAUGAAGAAGAGCAAAGUAAAUUCUCAAGAAUCGAAGAUGACAAUUUACAAGACAAAGAACGAUUUGCCAGUAGGGAGAAUCAUUGCGAAAUAGAGAGAAGACGACGCAACAAGAUGACAGCCUACAUCACAGAGCUCUCAGACAUGGUGCCCACAUGCAGCGCCCUGGCUCGAAAACCCGAUAAGUUAACCAUACUGAGGAUGGCAGUUGCUCAUAUGAAAGCUCUCAGAGGUACAGGAAAUUCGAGUAACGAUGGAUCCUACAAACCGUCAUUUUUGACCGAUCAAGAAUUGAAGCAUUUAAUUUUAGAAGCUGCCGAUGGAUUUUUAUUCGUAGUAACUUGUGAUACAGGACGCAUAAUAUACGUAUCGGAUUCAAUUGGUCCGGUUCUAAAUCAUACUCAGAACGAUUGGUUUGGUACGAUUAUUUUCGAUCAUUUGCAUCCCGAAGAUAUCGAAAAAGUACGAGAACAACUUUCCACACAAGAACCUCAAAAUACUGGUAGAAUAUUGGACCUGAAAACUGGCACAGUGAAAAAAGAAGGACACCAAUCGUCCAUGCGUUUUUGUAUGGGAUCUCGAAGAGGAUUCAUCUGUCGAAUGAAAAUCGGCAACGUUGGUCCUGAAUCAAUGGCAGCUGGACAUCUGAAUAGAUCAAGACAACGGAACAGUCUGGGGCCUUCGCGAGAUGGACAAAAUUUCGCAGUUGUUCAUUGCACCGGUUACAUUAAAAGCUGGCCUCCCUCGGGUCAGUUUGAUAACCCUUUAACGGGAGUACAAAUGGAAAGAAUCAUAGAAGAGGAUUCUGCACACUGUUGUCUAAUUGCCAUUGGACGAUUACAAGUUAGUUCUGCACCAAAUGUUUCCGAUCUCUCAGGCCCAAGUAGUAAUUCAGAAUUUAUAUCGAGACAUUCGAUGGAUGGAAAGUUCACCUUCGUUGAUCAGAGGGUUUUACAACUAUUAGGCUACUCACCCUCUGAACUGCUGGGCAAACCUUGUUUCGAUUUCUUUCAUCCGGAAGAUCAACCUCAUAUGAAGGAAAGUUUUGAAGAAGUGUUGAAAAUGAAAGGCCAAGCAGUCUCGGUCUUGUACAGAUUUCGUGCCAAAAAUCGUGAAUGGGUUUGUUUAAGAACCAGCGCAUUUGCUUUCCUUAAUCCAUACACCGAAGAUAUCGAAUAUAUUGUUUGUACCAAUAUCUUAACCACCAAGGGUAUACAUUCCACAACAGACAGUGAUAACGUCAGUCAAGUAGCCUACCAAAGCCAGCAGCCGGGUAUUGAUUAUAGCAUUCCAAGUGGAACUAGGAGGGAUGUCUAUCCGUCGCAUUUAAUAAGUCCAGCACCUCAACAUAUUAUGGGAAGCAAUCAACGACCCAAUAGCACUCACAAUGUGUACAGUUAUGAUCCUAAUCCGUCUCCAAUUAGUUAUAAUUCACCAAGUCAUCAACCUCAACAACAACAACAGCAACCUCCUAGUAACAUAAAUAGAAUCAGUAAAACUAGUCCUGCGCCCCCUCAACCAGCUUGGACAUUGCGACAGCAACAGCCAGUAACUGAAGGCUACCAAUACAAUCAGCUGAGUCCAUCCAGAUCACCAAAUGGGCCAACAUAUACCCAAUUGAAUGCUGGAGUCAGGCAAAAUCCAGCAGCUGUCUAUCAUAGCAGCGGUGCUCAUGCUCCAGCCAAUCCUGGUAUGUGGGGUUGGCAAGGUCAAACAACAGAAGCAGAUGGAAAUACGAACAGUCCUGUCGGUCAUCCUGUAACUGUUCCAACAAAUCCUAAUGGACCUCCCCCACAUGAGCUUUCUGACAUGAUGGUUAUGCAGAUGCUGAAUGAAAAUGCAUCUACGUCAUUCGAUGCUUUGAAUAUGUUCAGCGCUAAUUUUGAAUAAUUUUGAUUUACUCGUAUUCCAGCUCAAUGUGUUGAUUUGUAUAAAAUAUGUUUGUAAUAUUUCACAAUUUUGUAAGCAUUUGCUUGGUUUAUGUACGAAAAUAUCAUUUCCCAUUUCCCCCAUUUUUUUUCGUUUGUUUCCCUUUUUCAUAUUAAAAUACGUAGUUUCUUAUAAUUUCGAUUUGUAUCGUUCCAUGUGAAAAUAUUGAAUAAGUGAAUGAAUAAAAAAUUGACUAUUGUGAUGUA